This is a messenger RNA of Diuraphis noxia (Russian wheat aphid), 1193 nucleotides long. RefSeq lists its product as uncharacterized. The record is from RefSeq and is a predicted model, not a curated record. NCBI's taxonomy places the organism in Eukaryota, Metazoa, Arthropoda, Insecta, Hemiptera, Aphididae.
AAGAAGAAGACCUAAUUAUAGGUGCUACUUCAUUGCCAAAAAAUAGAAAACCAAUACAUGAAAUAUUUAAAUAUCGGGACAGUGAAGGAUUUUAUGAAAUUCUUAUCAAUAGACAUUUAAAAAACAACAAUAUACAAUUUCGUGAAUUUUUCCGUUUAAAUUGUCAACAGUUCGAUUUUUUAUUAUCUUUAGUAGAAAAUCAGUUAGUUUUACAACCUACAAAUCGUAUAAAAAAACCAAUAACACCAGCAGAAAAAUUAGCAGUCACUUUAAGAUACGUUGCCACUGGCGAAUCUAUAAGAUCUUUGUCGUUUUCAUUUCGAAUAAAGCAUUGGUAUUUGAGCAGUAUCAUAAAAAAUACACUAGCUGCGUUAAAAAUUAAAUUGAUGCCAAUUUUUAUGCCUGAUAUAAAAGAUAUUGAUUUUAAACAAAAAGCUGCAGAGUUCUCUUACAAAUGGAAUUUCCCGAACUGUAUUUUGGCCAUUGAUGGAAAACACGUCCGAAUCCGAAGUUCAAGUAAUUCUGGAUCACUUUUUCACAAUUAUAAAGACUAUUUUUCCAUAGUACUUUUGGCAAUGGUGGAUGCCAAUUACAAGUUCGUAGCAGUCGAUAUAGGUUCAUUCGGUAAAGAGGGUGAUAGCGGUGUUUUUUUAAAGUCCAAUAUGGUAAAACAAAUUUUAAAUGGCACUUUUAAAUUCCCAGAGGAUUGUAAUCUCCCUGGAUCUGAUAAGGUGGCUCCUCAUGUAAUCGUAGGUGACGAAGCUUUCCGUUUACAUAAGCACAUUAUGAAACCAUACACUCGUAAAUCUUCCAGAGCAAAUCCUGCAGAAUCCGUCUUCAAUUACAGGUUAAGUCGCGCACGAAGAGUGACUGAAAAUGCUUUUGGACUAUUGAGUCAAAUUUUUAGGAUUUUUUACCAACCAAUAAAUUUAGAAAUCACGACAAUUGACGACCUUGUAUGGGUAACUUGCUGCUUACAUAAUAUGCUACGUGAAGGUUACAUGGAAAAAAAUAAACGACCCUUUUUCGAUCUUAAUUCGGAAGAACCACCGCCUUUUACCAAUAUGAUGCCACUAUCUCGAAGAGGAGGAUUUUCAAAUAUGGAAGGGUUCGAGGUCAGAGAAAUAUUCAAAACAUUUUUUAAUGACACGAGGGUGCUCUUUCUUGGCAACCAAACUUUUAAAAAUAUAUGA